Messenger RNA from Ictidomys tridecemlineatus (thirteen-lined ground squirrel), 1762 nucleotides. The record is from RefSeq and is a predicted model, not a curated record. NCBI's taxonomy places the organism in Eukaryota, Metazoa, Chordata, Mammalia, Rodentia, Sciuridae.
UGGCUCAGAAAAUAGACCACAGCAGCCAAAAUUGGCCACUGGCAGUCUGAUGGACAAGAAGGUCCUCCUGAGAUUCUUCCACUACUUCAGGCUUGGGAUAAUUUUGGAGUUCUUAGCAUGAAAAAUGACAGCAUCAUUUACUACAGACCCACUCCAUGUCCCACUGCUCAAAGACAAAUGCUUUUCAUCAGAGAAGGUUCAAGGUGACAUCAUGGAAGCACAGGAUCAAAGGCACAAGAGGGAACGAGAGCCUGACACAGACAGUGACACCAACUCUGAGUCGGGCCUGGACAUAAUCAGGACAAUGGAACUGACACCUGCAGCAGAAGAACAAAUUCUGUACAACAUAAAACAAGAGUAUAAACGUAUGCAGAAGAGAAGACAUUUAGAAACUAGUUUCCAACAGACAGAUCCAGGUUGUAGUUCUGAUGCACAGCCACAUGCAUUUCUCCUCAGUGGACCAGCUUCACCAGGGACUUCAUCUGCAACAUCCUCACCAUUAAAAAAAGAACAGCCCUUAUUUACUCUAAGGCAGGUUGGGAUGAUCUGCGAACGUUUGUUGAAAGAACGCGAAGAGAAAGUUCGAGAGGAGUAUGAAGAAAUAUUGAACACAAAACUUGCAGAACAGUAUGAUGCAUUUGUGAAGUUUACACAUGAUCAGAUAAUGCGACGAUAUGGAGAACAGCCUGCUAGUUAUGUUUCAUGAAUCAAGUUUUCUGCAAUUGUGGGCUGCCUUAUUUCUUGUUGAGUUGUUGCAGGAGGUCCCAAUUUCGACAUGCAACAAUGCCAAUAUUCCCUGUGAAUGCAGGUUAUGUCAAGCUUUCGUCAGUGGCAACCACUCUUAGGCAGCAGCAACUGGUUUUGGAAAUUUCCCUGUCAGUACCACCUGGAUGUGGACCUUUGCUACCUGUAUUAAUACCAGUGGCCUCACUUUGCUGUAUCAUUACAAUUUGGCUUCUCAUAUUAAUAUGUUUGAAAAGGAUUAAAGCUGGUAUUCUAGAACAUGCCCUUCAUUGGUUGUGUAAAUAAAACUGUAGAAUGACACUUCAGAUGAAGUUAGUGUGAUUUUAAUUGUGCACUACAACCAAACUGUAACCAGUUAUUAAUAAUUUAGAAUGUAAUCCCAGGACAAUAUUGAGCAAAUAGCCUACAGUACUUCCUGUCAAAUAGUGAAGGAGGAGGGCAUUUCUGUAUUCCAGGACUUCUUGGGGUUUCAGAAUGGGUUUAUAUGAUUUUUCUUUUCCUUUUUUUUUUUUUGGUAGUUUUAUUUAUUCUAUCAGUCUUUUUAACAAAUGUUUAUUGCUGCAUUUUUUUUUCCAGUGUAUCAUUGUUUUACUGCCCUUGUAGUACUGGAAUUUAGUUGGAAGAAUAAAACAUUUACUUCUAUCCUGCUUGUUUUUUAAAUGUACAAAUGGGUAGUAUUUGAAUAAAGCCAGUGUUUUAAAUGUAAGCAUUUUCCAGGACUCAAUUAAGUGAAUUUUUCUGGUAAGAUUUAAAAUUUGAGUGCUAUUUCAAAAAGUUGCGUUGUGAUUCUAAAUUACUUCUGUAAUUUUCUGCAUAAUAAUAUAUUACCUCAUAGAUAGUUCUAAGAGCUCUAGAAUUUUUACCUAAAAUGCAUCAAUAGAAUCCAAUUUUUUUUUUUAAGGACUUGAUAUUUGUGCAAGAAAGCAUGACUCAGCAAAUUCAACUCACUUUCCCUGAGUGGCUUCUAGACACAGCUUUCUUUCAAUAAGUGAGCAAAAAAAAAAAAAAAAAUGCUUCA